AUGGUUCAAAAUGAAGCCAGAGCGACAGCAACAGCAACUCCAGCAGUGGCAGUGGAGUUCUUGUCAGAUUUUAGAAACCAGAAGCAGAACUGGCUAGCCUCUCUCUCUCUCGCCAGCGACGGUGGCUCCGACCAACCAGCGACGGCGGCUCCGAUCACACCAGUGGGGAUGGCGGCGGCGACGCACGAAACUCCUCUAGCGGCAGCAACACGGGGCUUGACGACGACAAACCCUAGUAGCAGCGGCGGCAGGAGUGGCUUCGACAGAAAAACUGUGGCGGCUGAGGAUUUUGGGGAAAUUAGGAUUAGAGUGACAUUAUGUGGAUUUAGGGUUUUGUUCCUUUGGAAGGGUCAAGUUGAUGGCAAAGGUCUUUCUCUUAAUAAUUGGAGGACCGUGAUCACUCCAAAGAAAUUUGGUGGUUUGGGUGUUAGAGAUCCUGCGUGUGACAAGUCUUGGGUUGCUCUAUUGAGGGCGAAGUAUCUGAGGAAUGAGGGAGUUUUAGAUGGCCCUGUCCCUUGCAACGCUUCUCAAGUUUGGAAGAGUAUCUCAAAGGCUUUUGGUGCUCUUAAGGAUGCCUUCUCUUGGUGCGUUGGGUCACUUUAUCAAUCUUUUUGGUUUGACAAUUGGAUUAUUGAGGGCACAAUUGCUCAAGAUGUCCCUUUUGUACAUAUAUCUGACUCUGAUUUAACUAUUAGAGACGUUUGGAAAGAUGAUUUGAAUGCUGGAGAGACUUUGGGUUGGUCAUGGGGUGUGGCAUCUUCUAGACUCUACUCAGCUAGGAGUGGGUACAGUUGGCUAGCCAAAAGAAAGUUUAACUGGAAUGAGCAUGAUAAUUGGUUGUGGGUAUGGCGACUGCAUAUUCCUGAGAAGUACAAGUUCUUGAUUUGGCUCAGUCUUCAUAAUGCUAUUCCUACGGCAGAGUUUCGUUUGGGUCGUGGCUUAGCUUUAUCUAGGACCUGUCAUCGAUGUCAGAAUGAUUUUGAAUCUAUUCUUCAUUGUCUUCGGGAGUGCCCUAGUGCCAAGGAGAUCUGGAACCUUUUAGGCCUGUAUUCAGAUAACUCGGAUUUAUGUGAUUGGCUUUACAGAGGUGCAAGGAGUGAAGAUGUUUUUCUUUUCUUUUUGACCAUCUGGUGGAUUUGGAGAAGCCGGAAUCAUGACUUAUUUAAUAUAGAUGACUCUUGGAGUGCUAGUAAAGUGGUGAGUUUGAUUCGUAGUUCAGUAAGGGAGUUUCACACUAUUUUUUCUAUGCAUCAAUCUUUGUCUCCUCCUUCACUUUGUUUGUAUUGGGUUCUACCUCCAAUUCAUUCUGUUAAAUUGAAUUGUGAUGUUAGUUGUUUUUCUCCUUUUGGCUAUGCUGGUUUUGGUUGUAUCAUUCGCAAUUCUGAUGGAUGUUGGUUGAAAGGUUGCACUAGAAAAAUUGAAGUGUGCAGUGUUCUUUUUGCUGAAUUAUAUGCAAUAUGGAGAGGUUUAUUUCUUACUUGGGAUAGUGGAUUUCGUGAGGUUAUUUGUGAAACAGACUGUUUAGAAGCUCUUUUCUUGGUAAACCAAAGAAUGCUUGGUAAGGAUAUUCCAUAA
This is a messenger RNA of Arachis ipaensis, 1575 nucleotides long. Lineage: Eukaryota; Viridiplantae; Streptophyta; Magnoliopsida; Fabales; Fabaceae. The record is from RefSeq and is a predicted model, not a curated record.